Scedosporium apiospermum is the source of this 1575-nucleotide messenger RNA. RefSeq lists its product as uncharacterized. The record is from RefSeq and is a predicted model, not a curated record. Bases 1 to 1575 code for a protein of 524 amino acids. NCBI's taxonomy places the organism in Eukaryota, Fungi, Ascomycota, Sordariomycetes, Microascales, Microascaceae. Gene Ontology annotation, cellular component: SAM complex; outer membrane. Gene Ontology annotation, biological process: protein insertion into mitochondrial outer membrane. The transcript has 3 exons.
AUGGGUUCGACAACAAACUCAUCGGGGAGCAAGGUCCCAGCUCAACUGCUGGCUGACCCAGCUACCCUACGCCACGAUGCCGAGGCAGGUGAGGAUGUCGCUGCGCAGAACAACGCACUCCGCGAGAAGAGAUUAAGGGAAUUGUUCAUGGAGCAGCAAUCGCAGCCUCUUACCAUCCACAAAUUCACGCUUCAUGGCGCAAACCACACGCGGCCGACCUUCCUCGAUCCCAUAAUCCGGCCCCUCGUCGCGGACGAGACCAACUCCUCCUCGACUUUGGGCGAUGUCAUGCUUAAGCUCCGCGAUGUCGUCGGUAAGCUCGACCGGCUCGAAAUCUUUCACCCUGAGCCCAACGUCUGGCUCUCGAGCCCCGAUCCUGCCACCGAUCCCUCGUCUUCGCCCACAGAUGUCAAUGUCGAUUUGCGCGUUCGGGAACUCGGACGGUUCAAGUUGAAGACUGGAACGGAUGUCGGUGAUGGAGAGAGUUCGGCGUACGGUUCGCUUCUCUGGAGGAAUAUCUUUGGUGGUGCCGAGAUGUUGUCUCUCAACGCCAGCACGGGAACUCGCACUCGAUCUGCGUAUAGUGCCACCUUUAGUGUGCCCGUUCUGAGCAACCCCGACGUGAGACUGGCGAUAGACGGUCUAGGAUCUUCGACCCACAAGCCCUGGGCGUCUCACGAGGAAGUUCUCAAGGGAGGAAACCUCAGGCUGUCCUGGCUCUCGCCUCAGAGCGAUGUCCACUCAGUUGAGUACUCCGGAAUCUGGCGGCAAAUAACUGGACUGUACGCCGGUGCGAGCCCCAGCGUGAGGGCCGAAGCGGGCGACUCUGUCAAGAGCUCGAUUAAACACUCUUUCCAACGCGACCGAAGGGACAACCGCCAUCUUCCCCAGAGCGGAUACGUAGUCCGGUCGAACCUCGAGCUUGCGGGUAUUGGCCCUCUAGCUGGUGAUGUCGCCUUCGCGAAGGGCGACGUCGACGUCGGCGGUGCACUCCCCAUCUCCCUACCUGGUAUUCAAGGCCCAACCGGCAUUUCCCUAGGCGGUGGCUUCAGGUUCGGUAUGCUCUACCCGCUUGCUCUCGGCAAUCCUUUCGGCAGCAAGGUCUUGCCCAGCCGAAUCCCCGACCGCUUCCAGCUUGGCGGACCAAACGACGUCCGUGGAUUCCAGCUCGGCGGUCUCGGUCCCCACGACGGCGCCGAUGCCGUAGGCGGAGACAUGUUCGCCGCGGGCAGUCUUAACCUCCUCCUCCCCCUCCCCUACAAGGGCCCCGAAUCCGGACUUCGCUUCCAAAUGUUCCUCAACGGCGGACGUCUCGUGGCGCUCAAGAACAAGGGCAAGGGUCGUAACUCCGGUAGCCCCGCGCUAGAGCCCCAAACGGUGAGGGAUGGCAUGGUCAAGGCGUUCAAGGACAUCUGGCUGUCCGGCACGCCGCCCAGCCUGGCAGCUGGUUUCGGACUCGUGUACGGGCAUCCGAUGGCGCGGUUCGAGCUUAACUUUGGACUCCCGUUGGCGAUGGCCAAGGGGGAACAGUGUACUAAGGGUCUCCAAGUCGGCGUGGGCAUCAAUUUCCUUUAG